Messenger RNA from Haliotis rubra (blacklip abalone), 793 nucleotides. RefSeq lists its product as uncharacterized. The transcript has 5 exons. The coding region runs from base 239 to 670 and encodes 143 amino acids. The record is from RefSeq and is a predicted model, not a curated record. NCBI's taxonomy places the organism in Eukaryota, Metazoa, Mollusca, Gastropoda, Lepetellida, Haliotidae.
AUGGUCACAUGUCAGUUCUAGACCAAUCAAAUUACGAGAUAUUACGUCCCGUUACGUCCUUAUUCUUUUGAGGGAUCUACUUUCACAACAUGAAACCACUGAAAUAAAGAGGAAGGCGAAUUAUCUCAGGAGGUAAUCAGGAUGCCUUUUAUCGUCGCUGCGUUUGAAUAAUUCCAUCACCAACACUGGGUAUUAUGGCGUCAACUGUGACCAGUCCUGUGCUGCACGUCACUGCAAGAUGGACUCCAGCUGUGAUGUGACACAAGGGCGGUGUGUCGGUGGAUGUGCGGCUGGAUAUCAUGGAAUAGACUGUAGACAAGCAUCACUGAGGGAAUCGGAUUCGGCAGUCACCCCUGUAUUAGCUGGUGUGAUCGGCUUGGUUGCUGGGAUAUGCCUCACAGUGCUUCUUGGAGUUGGACUAUACACUGGCCUGGUAAGACAAUGGAGAUUGCAGUGGAUAAACUCUUCUCAGAAGGAUGAGAUGAAAGUCAGGGCCACAUCAACCCAAGCGGACAGGAACUCUACAGAGCCGUCAGACAACUACACAUCCAUAUCCGAGCAGGCUUGUGGCCGCAGCAUCUACAACAACGACUAUUCUACACUGGACGUCGAGGCCAAGUCGAACAAUGACUAUGACGUCAUUAAGAACAAGGCUUAUGAAAAUAUGUAGAGAGCAUAUCGUAGUAACAGAUUAGUUUAAAUGUUAAUGUAAUUAAAAUGCAUCCACCGCAUCCAUAAUAAUAUUUACAAAAAACCUUGCUGUCCCAAUUGGUAACAGGCUGUGCACGAUAUU